CUUUUCUCCCAUACUGAUAUAAACAUCACCUGUGAUAACGUGUUUGCUAUGACGAAAGCAAUGUAGUUUACGUUUUCACUCGACGAAUACGAAUCAAAUCAUAAAUCAUCUGAAAUGCUUCAGAAUUCAGAUGUGUGUUGAUCAUUUUGUACUCUAAACGGUUGUUACGAUUUUGAAGCUGUCAAAAUUUCAUGAUUUUUCGCAUCUUGUUUGCAAAUCUUUCGGCACUAUGCGUCCAUUAUUCAAUUACAUUUUGCAAAGAAAUCCAAGCUUUGGAUUACCGAUCUGUUCCAAUUCACUGAUGAGCUACAAGCGGACUGCAUCUCUUGCUAUUUUACCAUUUCAAUCUGAAACGAAGCUGUUGACCAAUCCAAUCAGCACAUUGAAAUGGUAUUCUACUAAUAUUUAUACACCUAUUGCACCUGUUGCUUUAACUGGGACAGCAGUUGCAAAGGAUGAAAGUAGAGAGUUUAUGGCUGUAUUUCCGGAUAUCGUACGUGAUUUGACUGAUGCUGGAAGACAUCUAGAUAUUCCUGAUGUCACCAAGUGGUAUGCUAAGGUACUGCAGUAUAACGUCCCCGGAGGAAAGAAAAAUCGUGGAUUAGCUCUAGUCACCGCAUACCGUGUCUUCUGUCCCCCAGCUGAAUUAACACCUGAGAAUAUACGACUGGCUCAUGUACUCGGAUGGUGUAUCGAGAUGCUUCAAGCAUUUCUUUUAAUAUUGGACGAUAUUAUGGAUGGAGCUGAAACGAGAAGAGGUCGUCCGUGCUGGUACCGGGUCGAUGAAACCAAUAAUAUCGCGAUCAACGAUGGUGUUCUAGUGGAAAACGGCGUUUUUGUGAUUUUAAAGAAGUAUUUCAGAGAUAAACCGUACUAUUUGCACGUUUUGGAGGCUUUUCACGACACGAUUUUAAAAACCUCAAUGGGACAAUCGUUGGAUAUGCUGACGUGUCAUACUUUCCAGAAAACCAGAAAAUUAGAUAAAUUCACGAUGGAUCGUUAUAAGGCCAUCGUAAAAUAUAAGACGGCCUAUUACUCCUUUCAUUUGCCUGUAGCAUUGUCUAUGUACAUGGCCGGAAUAAACGAUCCAGAGGUACAUAGGCAAGUGAAGUAUAUACUCCUCGAAAUGGGACAUUAUUUCCAAAUACAGGACGAUUAUUUGGACUGUUUUGGAGAUGCAGAUGAAAUUGGUAAAAUCGGUACUGACAUUCAAGAUGGUAAAUGCUCUUGGCUAAUAGUGGUAGCUUUACAAAGAGCAACUGCUCAACAAAAACAAACGUUGGAGAAAUGUUACGGAAGCGCAGAUCCACAAAAAGUGGAAACUGUGAAAAAAAUCUAUCAAGAUAUCGGCAUUCCAUCUAUUUUUGCUGCCUACGAAGAAGACGCCUAUAAAUUGAUUGUGGAUCAAAUUCAGCAAUUAUCUAGAGGCGUUCCUCAAAAAAUAUUUUUCAAGAUUCUCGAUAAAAUUUACAAACGGAGUAAUUAAUAACAAUAUCUAUGCAUCUUCGUGGAAGACUGACUAUCUAUUAAGCUAAUCUCCAUUAUGAUACGGAAAAUUUUGAAAUUUGUAUUUUAAAUUUUUAUACGUGAAGAUUUUUAUGGUUAGUUUUUAUUCACUGAUAAAGCAGUAAAUCGGUUACCAGAAUCAUUUUGUUUUCACGAUCACCUCAAAGUUUAUAUUAUGUUACCGUCAUUUAUGCUGAUGUUUGUGCCUUCGAUUUUUUUUUCCUAGUUGAACAUACCUAAUAUAUUAAUUUGAAAUAGUUCUUAUUUAAAACACGUAUUUUAUUUAUAAUAUAUUCAUGCAGACAAUUAACUAAAUCAAUAUAUGGAAUGGUAAAAGUAAAAUCCACUAUCUAAUCAUUAUUAUACAAGUUAAUCUAAAAUGAACAAUGUACACAAGUUUUUUCUUUUUUACAAUUUACAUGCUUAUCGAAUUACGACUGUUUAAAUAAAAUUGAUGGCCCGAUACUAAAAGUGUGAUAAUAUAAAGGCACGCCGCGAUCCAACAAUUGAACGCGUUCUGUAAAAUCAAAAGAAAUAUUUGUCAUUUUUCAUAUAUCUAAGUUCAUGUAUUCUUUUAAUUUUUCAAUUGAUGUAAGUAGUUAUUGUUUGAAUAAAUUAUUAGAUUCAAAAAGAGAAAAGUGUCCAAGUUGACGCAACGAAAUUUCUAUUUGAAUUGGUGAUUCGAAAUCACAAUGAAUCGUAUAUAAUACCUAGAGAUUAACAUCAUAAAUAUUCAAACAUCAGGAACUCACCUGUUCAUAACCCAUAUUCGCAGCGGCCCGUACUAGAUCAGGCGUGGAGACAUUUCCCUCUAAACCAGGUAAAUCUUCAGCUAAUGCUAAACUAUGCAUUUUGUAAAAGAAUCCCAUCAGUACCUGAAAACGAAUAAGGGCGAGGAAUAAUUCGAGGAACUUAUCUGCGAGUUAGUGACAUGUUUUUAGUUUUACGUCCAGAUUAUACUUACUAAUUGAAUGACUCCCCAAAUACUAAUGAUGAUACCACAAAGCGACAACGACGGGGAGCACAGAGGCAUUUUGUAUAGUAAAAAUAAAUGUUUUUUAAAGAAAAUAUAUUCAAUAAUCGAACGAAAGAAAGGAAACGGAAUAAAAA
Molecule: messenger RNA, 2616 nt
Organism: Planococcus citri (citrus mealybug)
Lineage: Eukaryota; Metazoa; Arthropoda; Insecta; Hemiptera; Pseudococcidae
Product: farnesyl pyrophosphate synthase-like
Exons: 8
Coding region: 230-1486 (418 amino acids)
Biological process (GO): trans, trans-farnesyl diphosphate biosynthetic process
Cellular component (GO): cytoplasm
Molecular function (GO): (2E,6E)-farnesyl diphosphate synthase activity; dimethylallyltranstransferase activity
Source: RefSeq, a predicted model, not a curated record